Messenger RNA from Fraxinus pennsylvanica, 423 nucleotides. The record is from the annotation of a GenBank genome assembly. NCBI's taxonomy places the organism in Eukaryota, Viridiplantae, Streptophyta, Magnoliopsida, Lamiales, Oleaceae.
AUGUCAUUUCCAGCCGCAUUUGUUAGGAUUGCCGGAGAUGGAACUUCCGACAUGGUUGAUCAAGCUGUAUCAAUGGCAUUUGGUGAGUCAAGAGGAAAUAAUUACGUUCGUAUUCAAGGGGGUGGAAUAGUAACGAGUAACAAAGAAAAUAGAAACAUGUUGAUGAUUGCAGAGGAAUUGUUGGCACAAAAAAACGUGGAAUCUGUAUUGUUUUCUGGAAAGAAGCUGGUUGAGAAAACAAAUAUUGAAAAACUGGAAAUGAUAUGUGGAGAAUUAAUGAAAGAAGACGAAAGAAGAAAAAAGAGCAUAGUACCAACAGUGGUGUUCCUCGCGUGCCUGACCGAAGUUGCUCCAUAUAGUCUGGAGCUAAAACGCCUCCAAAGCCAGAGAGGAAGGGUUCGAGUUCACAAACUUCCUGGCUAG